AUGUCUAACAUCGUCAACCUCCAAGGCCGCGUGGCAAUUGUCACAGGCUCCUCCUCUGGUAACGGCAGGGCUAUUGCCUUGCUCCUGGCGACGGAGGGAGCAUAUGUUGUUUGCAGUGACAUCCAACCCAAUGUGCGCGAAGGUGGUUCGGAGCAGGAUCUGACUCCAACCCACGAGGUGAUCACAAGAAAUGGUCGAAGCGUAUUCCAAAAAGCAGAUGUCAGUUCGGAAGAAGAUAUGAUAAAUUUGGUCGAGAGGGCUGUCAAAGAAUUCGGCCGCCUGGACAUUUUUGUGAACAAUGCUGGGAUCUUUUGUGGUCUGAAUGAUAUCGUAGGAGAGCCUGUCAGCGCCUUUGACAAGACAAUGCUGGUCAAUGCCAGAGGCGUAUUUCUGGGCAUGAAAUACGCCAUCACGCAGAUGAUGAAGCAGGAGCCUCGCACUUCGGGCGAAAGGGGCUGGGUCGUCAACAUCGGCUCAAUAGCAUCAACAUGUGGUCUUGCCGGCGAAACUUCCUACUGUGCCAGUAAAGGAGCGGUCGCGAUGUUGACCCGAGCAGUGGCGAUUGACUAUGCGCCACAUAAGAUUCAUGUCAACGCCGUCUGCCCUGGCUUCAUAUCAACGGCAAUGGUGAAUCCAUACCUGGCACAAGAUGAGAUGAAAAAGGCAUUACACGCCACUACACCCUGGCCUAAUCUUGGUACACCACAGGACGUAGCCAAAGCGGUGCUGGUACUCUCUAGUGAUGCUGCGAGCUGGAUGACCGGGAAUCUUCUCAGUGUCGAUGGCGGUUUUACUGCACAAUGA
This is a messenger RNA of Fonsecaea multimorphosa CBS 102226, 804 nucleotides long. RefSeq lists its product as uncharacterized. The record is from RefSeq and is a predicted model, not a curated record. NCBI's taxonomy places the organism in Eukaryota, Fungi, Ascomycota, Eurotiomycetes, Chaetothyriales, Herpotrichiellaceae. The transcript is spliced from 5 exons. Bases 1 to 804 code for a protein of 267 amino acids. Gene Ontology annotation, molecular function: oxidoreductase activity.